AAGAACUGUUUUUCUUUUGAAAACUCACACCAAACUUUGGUGAACCAAAAUUGCAUUUUCUAGUGAUUAAUUGUAUUGUAUUUUACUUUUUUUUCAAUUAUAUUUCAAUUAAUAUUUUAUAUCAAUAAUGGCUUUUGUUAUGAGGAAUCUGAGAUCUCUUAUCAUCAACUCAAAUCAAAUUCGUUACUUUGCACAUGGUGAUUCUACAAACGGGAUGCAAUCAUCAUCUGGACCAUCUUCAAGACCAUCCUCUUCAAAAGCUCGUGAUAAACUGCCAUUUGAUUUCAGUGAAAUUCCAGAAAAACCAAAGCUACCUCGAAGUCCUUUUACCAUUUAUUUUGAACAUAGAUUUGUCGAAAUACAAAAAGACAGUAAAGAUUUAAAGAAAAACGAUGCCAAGAAGGUGAUUGAAGAAGAAUGGAACAAGUUGGAAAUGAAACAGCCAUACGAGGAGUUAUCUGCUAAAGAGCACCAUGAAUAUAAAGAUAAAAAACAAGUCUACAAUGAAUUUGUGAAUCGGAAAAUAACUAUUAAAGAAAUGCUGAUUGUGUUAGAUGCCUUUAACAAAAUGCAAGUUCAAAAAGCUAAAGCCUUAAAAGGUACCAAGCCUAAAAGACCUGUAUCAGCAUAUGGUUUAUUUUUCAAAGAAUACAGUGAUUCAGUCAAAGCAUCUGGUCUCGAUUCACCAAAGAUGUCCGAAGUUGCGGAGAAAUGGAAAAACCUGCCUGAUGAUGAAAGAGAGAAGUAUCAGCAACAAUCUGAGAAGCUCAGACAAGAAAGUAUUGAAGCUAUAAAGCAAUGGAAAGAAGAUAAUUCGAAGUAGUUCAUAUCAAGUAGUUCCUAAACUAUGCAAUGCAUUUUUGUAUAGUUCCAAAUGCAUGCCAUUGCCUCAGUGUUCACUAAACUUAAUUAAACUACUUUACUCAAACUUGCCA
Molecule: messenger RNA, 935 nt
Organism: Tetranychus urticae (two-spotted spider mite)
Lineage: Eukaryota; Metazoa; Arthropoda; Arachnida; Trombidiformes; Tetranychidae
Product: HMG box-containing protein 5
Biological process (GO): regulation of transcription by RNA polymerase II
Source: RefSeq, a predicted model, not a curated record